CACGCAGUGCUCGUGCGAUCUGAAGUCACAGUUGAGGGACGAAGCAAAAAUGUCCUCUAGCGAUCAGAAUCCAGCCGCCACACCCGCGUCGGGCGGCCCCGCCGAACCCUCGCCGCCGGGCAGGCCAACGGCGGUGUCCUCGCAGGUCCUCGACGCGGGCGCGCGGCUGGUGCAGUCGCUGAAGCCGGUGCGGCAGAUGAAGCAGCACGCGUGCAGCUUCGCGCUGUACGCCCACGACCUGCACCGCCAGAUGGAGGUCCACCACUUCGUCUCCCGGCUCAACCAGGACGUCCUCCAGUGCGCCGUCUACGACUCCGACAAGCCCUCGGCCCGCCUCAUCGGCGUGGAGUACAUCGUCUCGGACAGCAUCUUCGAGGGCCUGCCGCCCGACGAGCAGAGGCUGUGGCACUCGCACGCGUACGAGGUGAAGGCCGGGCUGUGGACCGACGUCGGCGUGCCGGAGUCCCUGCAGAGCUCGGAGAUGGCGAGCCUCGCCAAGACGUACGGCAAGCUCUGGUGCACCUGGCAGGUGGACCGCGGCGACGCGCUGCCGCUAGGCGCGCCGGCGCUCAUGGUGUCGCCGCAGGCCGUCGAGCCUGGCCGCGCGCGCGGCGAGCUGGUGCGCGGCCGUGACGAGAGGUACAGGGUCGACAGCUCGGCGGGGGGGCUCAAGGCGGCGAGGGUGGAGAUGGACGAGCCGGAGUGGAUCAACCCGAACGCCGACUACUGGCGGCUGCACCGCAAGGGGUUCGCCGUAGACGUCGUCCCCGCCGAGAUGAAGCGCCACGCGCCCUUCCCGUGAGCUCCCGGUUUUCGUUGUGACACGUUCGGAAGUAGGAAAAGAUCGAUGUUCUAGCCAGGGGCGUAUCCUGGGGGAAAAAAAAUAUAGCCUGUAAGAGAGGGGGAGAGUACGGAGCUGUAAGAGAUGCCACUUUAAUUAAAGUUUUAUACUGUAAUAUCUAACGUUCUGUUUUGUA
Molecule: messenger RNA, 977 nt
Organism: Sorghum bicolor (sorghum)
Lineage: Eukaryota; Viridiplantae; Streptophyta; Magnoliopsida; Poales; Poaceae
Product: oil body-associated protein 2B
Exons: 1
Coding region: 50-802 (250 amino acids)
Source: RefSeq, a predicted model, not a curated record